AUGGUUCGUGAACUAUUUCAGAUGGCCCGCUCUAAAAAAGCUUGCAUCGUGGUUUUUGAUGAAAUAGAUGCCAUUGGAGGUGCACGGUUUGAUGAUGGAGUGGAUGGAGAUAAUGAAGUCCAACGCACAAUGCUUGAAAUUGUCAAUCAGAUUGAUGGAAUAGAGUUAUGGGAAUUAAAGAAAGGCAGACUUUGCAAUAAUUAUAAAGCUGGGGUUCUGCUGGAGAAGCUCGUCUGUCUUAUUGGAAAUGAUGUUUCUCUAGCUGGGAACAAAGGCGUGCCUUUUGGGAACAUUUGUCAGAUUUGCCAGUCGCCAGUCACCAGCCAGUUAUUAGCACCCGCUGCCACCACUAAUCAUUAG
Messenger RNA from Fraxinus pennsylvanica, 360 nucleotides. NCBI's taxonomy places the organism in Eukaryota, Viridiplantae, Streptophyta, Magnoliopsida, Lamiales, Oleaceae. The record is from the annotation of a GenBank genome assembly.